Stegastes partitus (bicolor damselfish) is the source of this 3678-nucleotide messenger RNA. It is a transcript of the gene tmc7, whose product is annotated as transmembrane channel like 7. NCBI's taxonomy places the organism in Eukaryota, Metazoa, Chordata, Actinopteri, Pomacentridae. The record is from RefSeq and is a predicted model, not a curated record. The transcript has 16 exons. Gene Ontology annotation, cellular component: plasma membrane. Bases 139 to 2394 code for a protein of 751 amino acids. Gene Ontology annotation, molecular function: mechanosensitive monoatomic ion channel activity.
GGGAAAGGCUGCUAUCUUCCUGACAGCUGGGAGUUCGCUCCCAAACACUAGACAAAGUUCUGCGAGGUUAAAUGUUACCUAACGCCAAUACAAUCCAAUAAAUAACUUCAUUUUGUUCUUUUGGGGGAAAAGGGAACGAUGGACAACGACGCAGUGUUCUACACUGAUCGCAGCGGACGAAUCACCAGUAACCCACUGCUGGACCAGCUCCCCAGCUACCAGUCCCUACUGUACCGCAGAAAGUCGUCUGUUAGCGGCACCAAACGAAGAAGCAGCUCCAGAGGGAGGACUGGCUCCUCUAGCAGCGGGAAAUGGGGAAUGAGCUCCUUCACCAGACCCUUGGACAAACCGAAGAGUCAGAUAGAGCAGCAGGACAUCAGAGAGCUGGCCAAGCCCAUGGCUGAGAAACGCAGGGACAAAACACAGCGCUUGGAAGAGGCUCGGGAGCUCAGCAGCUGGAGACAGUGGAGGCAAAGCAGUCACAGGUAUCUGAAGAGGCUGAGGGAUGAUGCCCAGGAGUGGAUGAGUUCCAUGAAGCUCUGGAGGGGGGACAUCCACCUGAUAGAAGGGAUGUUCGGCACUGGGAUCCUGUCGUACUUCUCCUUCCUUCGCUUUCUCGUGGUGCUGAACUUGAUAAUCUUUCUGAUAAAGUUCAGCUUCGUCAUGCUGCCCAUCAUCAUCGCUCCUUAUGCUUCAGGAAAUAUCACCUACAACUUGAAUGAUGCUGGGGUGUGCACCGUGUAUCCAAGCAGCUCCCGUCUAGGUCUUGUCAUCUUUCAUGAACACAUUACAGAUCUACUCUCUGGUGGAGGCUUUCUGGAACAGACCUAUCUUUUCUACGGCUACUACAAGGCAGACAAAAUCCAUUUUCCAAACAUCACUUAUAAUUUGGCACUGGCAUACCUGCUGUCCACCAUUGCGUAUCUCUUCCUCAGUCUUAUCUGGAUUGUUAAAAGGUCUGCCAGAGGAUUUAAACGCAACCUGGUUCAGGAUGAGGAUCGCUUUCAGAGUUUUUGCAAUAAGAUUUUUGCUGGCUGGGAUUUCUGCAUCACCAACGUGAACGCAGCAAGGCUGAAGCGAAGCAGUUUGCUCUAUGAGCUCAAGACAGAUUUGGAGGAGGAGAGGAUAAAACAGAAAAUUGCAGAUCGCACCCGCAAAGAGAAGUGUCGGAUUUACUUCCUGCGCCUCAUCCUCAACCUUUUUGUCAUCGGUGUCCUGGCUGGCUGCUUCUACUCUAUUUACAUAGCCACCAUCUUCUCUCAGGAAGCACAAAUGACAAAAAUAAAGGUGAAUUUCAUUGUGGAUCUCAUCUAUGAAUAUCUGCCUUCAAUUGUUAUCACGGUAGCCAACUUCAUCACCCCCCUCCUCUUUUCCAUUAUCAUCAACUACGAGGACUACUCCCCUGCUUUUGAGAUCCGCUUCACUCUCAUGAGGUGUGUCUUCAUGCGGCUGACGAGUAUCGGAGUUUUGCUCUUUUCACUGUGGUCUCAGAUCACUAAAUGUGAAGAGGAACCCUGUAUCUGUGGCUACAACCACGUACUUUACUCCUGCUGGGAGACCCGUGUGGGCCAGGAGAUGUACAAACUCACCAUCUUUGACUUCAUCACCAUCGUUGCCGUCACCAUCUUUGUGGAGUUUCCCCGCAAGCUGAUUGUGAAAAACUGUGACUGUGGCCUGGCUAAGUGGUGGGGCCAGCAGGAGUUUGCGAUUCCUCAGAACGUGCUAGAGAUCGUGUACGGUCAGACCAUCUGCUGGAUCGGCACGUUCUACUGCCCGAUGCUGCCUGCCAUCUGCACCAUCAAAUACUUCUUUAUCUUCUACAUCAAAAAGGUGUCAUUAAUCAACAACUGCCGUCCGGCCACGCGUCCGUUCCGAGCAUCUAGCUCCAACUUCUUCUUCCUCGUCGUGCUGCUGAUUGGCCUGGCUCUUGCCUGUCUGCCUGUCACAGUUAGUGUAGCGCAAAUAAACUGUUCCCAUGCUUGUGGACCGUUUGUUAAUUACAAUACCACCUGGGAGGUGCUUCCAGCUACAGUAUCCCAGCUACCCAGUGGAGCACAAAAACUCCUCUUCGCUCUCUCAUCAGAGGCCUUUGCUGUCUCCUUCUUUGUGGUUACAUGUUUGGCCAUGUUUUAUGUGAUUGCACUAGCUGGAGCACACAAGAGAGUGAUUAACCAACUGAGGGAGCAGCUAGCUAUGGAGGGCCGUGACAAACGGUUCCUGAUUCAGAAGCUGUGCCAGGCCCAGAGUCUCUCAACUUCCCGAUCCCCAGUGUCCAGACCUCAGCCUCGCAGCGGCAGCAGGAGCAGCCCCAGCUACCACACCAGCUUCUCCAGUAAUUUCAAUGAGGGGGUGUUCCUGGCCCACUCACCUCCUGACUCCUCCACGCAUGUGUGAGGCAGGAGCCUAAUAUUAGAAUUGCAGACUGUAUUUCUUUUCUUUUUUUUUCUACUGUGAAAACACUACAUUGUGGGAGCUUCUGUGGACCUGCUGACAGUGUCCUUUUGUUGACAAUCUGAAACUCGUAAAACCAUUAAGAAGCAGGAGUGUUCAAGUAUUUUUUAAACCAAACUAGUCAUUGUUGGUCACCUGUGGUGUUUUUCCAUACUGUGUGUACUGUCUUUUUUUCCUUCUGAGAAGGACUUAGAUCGCUUUAAACUACUGGACUUGUUCAUAAAGCCUUUCUAAAUUUUAUGCACUUUAAAUGUAUUAAUACUAGAUUUUCCUACUACUACAACUUCUAUGUGUGCGAUAUUCUGUAUUUAUAAUAUUUGUAUUUUUACAGCUAACAUUUCUAGCAUUAUGAAUCACUCUGUUGGAAAAUACUGCAAAUAACUGAUUUCGAAAUACUAAACUGUAAUAAUAUUUUUUUAACAUAAGUGUGAUUGUAACUUCAAAAUAACUUCUGGAUGGCGGGUAUUUUAGUACUAUUAAUAAUGUUUUAGUCAAAUUUAAGGGAAAAUGCUGUUUAACUUUAUCAUGAUGCUUUGAUAUGACUGUGGUGACUGCUUUUAAUGUGAAACCAGGGACAUGAAAAAAUAAGCAGCUGUGUCCAAAUGAUCCAAUGUCUCACCAAAAAUCAAAGAUGGAAGAAAAAAAUCAGAAAACUGAGAACAUAUUUGUCAGUUUUUAUUUGUUUCAUCUUCCAUUAAUCAUCUGACAUUAUGUGAAAACAAACUUGACUAUAAGCAUUUAGGUCAUUUAAUGAGCUGGUAAUCUUCUGUCCAUGACCAAUUAACUACAUGUGUAAUCAUUUUUAGGGAAAGAUAAUGCUUUUGUGCUCAGGGUUACAGGCUGGUCAGUGUUUUUUGUGAUCAGACAUGAGUGUGUAACAUAACUAUGGUUUAAAAUAUGGACUUGAGGCCCAUGUUAGGUGUGGAGUUGCAGUCCAAGGUGGCUCAUUUGUCAAUGUGUGGAAUGUGUACUGAGAUUUACUGAUCUGGUCAAGAAUGCUUCAGAUCCAUUUUCGGGACUGUCUUUUCAUCUCGAGGAAUCUGUUCAUCUUUGGAAAGUAGGACUAGCAUUUCUUACAUGGUAUUGAAAUCUUUAAGGCCAUUCUGAGGGAACCAGUUAAAAUGAGUUUUGUGUUAACCAUCAUAGUAUAAAUAUGCUUUCACUCUUGUUAGACUUUUUUUUUUUAAUUUCUCCCUGUUGCAAUGGAAUAAAAUGACCAACAACCCA